Molecule: messenger RNA, 1759 nt
Organism: Mercenaria mercenaria
Lineage: Eukaryota; Metazoa; Mollusca; Bivalvia; Venerida; Veneridae
Product: BTB/POZ domain-containing protein 6-B-like
Exons: 2
Coding region: 50-1570 (506 amino acids)
Biological process (GO): DNA repair
Molecular function (GO): protein binding; methylated-DNA-[protein]-cysteine S-methyltransferase activity
Source: RefSeq, a predicted model, not a curated record
CGUAAGUUUAAUAUCUACCAGAGACAGGGGAUAAAAGGAAAUUGCGAAGAUGGAGGAAUCAUCGAGUCCAAACAAUUUGACGGAACAUAAAGAAAAUGAUAACACAGUGUACUGGCAGACUGAACAGAAGCUCGGGACAUGUAUGCUUCAUUUAUAUAUCAACAAUAUGUGGACAGAUGUAAAAUUCAGAUGUCAAGACCAUGUGGAAGAUGACAAAACGGACAGAAUUCGUGCGCACAAAAUAGUCCUAGCAGCAAGAAGUCCGUUUUUCCAGGGAAUGUUUUUUGGUCAGUGUUCAGAGAGCAAAGCAGAAUUCGAUCUACUUACCACUCAAUCAGAGAUACUGGAUUUAGUGUUGCGGUAUAUUUACAGUGACGAGACUACUUUGGAAGAGGCUACCACACCAAAGGUCAUGGAACUUGCACAUUUGUACCAAAUUUCAUGUUUAGUAAACUACUGCGCAAAAUUUUUGGCUACUUGCUUACGACCUGACAACGCUUGCGAAAUACUAGAAUUAGCGUUGCUGUAUAACCUAACCGAGUUAAGGGACACUGCAUGUGUUUCUAUUGAUGACAACGCUAAACAAGUACUAGAUUCAGAUGGUUUCCUUCGAAUUUCGAAUACCUGCUUGACCUACAUUCUGAAAGGUGAUACUUUAUCCGAGGAUGAGACAUAUUUAUUUAACAAAGCUAUUGAAUGGGCUGAGCGUCAGUGUGCACACAAUGAUCUGACAGCCAAUGGGAAAACCAUACGUAAUACCCUUGGUGAAGCAUUUUAUUACUUGCGACUUCCAGGGCUUGAGAAUCUGGAGUUUUUGAAAUGUGUGAAGGGCAAAGGUUUCUACACAAUGCAAGAAAUGGAAAAUAUCAUUGAAAAUAUAAAUGAUAAAGAAAGCGAUGCGGUUCCAUGUCACCGUGUUGUUAAACGAGUGGAACGAAGAAUAUCUGUGGAUGUUUCACCAGUUCCAGAAGAUUGGAAUCGAUUGAAAACAUCAUUCGUAACCGAAAUAGAAUGUACGCUUAUAGGCAAAGUUUCGAGAGAUUUUGCAAUUCGUGGGUUUUCCUUGCAAAACAUUGAACCAGUCUUAUUGAAAAAUGAAAAUAAAGAUACAAAUCGAUCUGCUAGAUACUCUUACAUAAAGGACACAACUGUUGUAAUCACUUUAGAGUGUAUGUUCUAUAUAGAAGAUAUCAAGUUUGAGAAAACAUUUCAUGUGAAUCAACAGAAGAACAUGUCAGUAGAGUUAUCGGAAUCACUCCUGUUACCAAAGAGAGAUACUCCUUACACACUAAAAUUUAAAAUGAAAUAUUCUUCUGAGCAUUCUAGCAUUCAUUUAGAAGCUAUCUCUGAUACAAGUUUUAAUAACAGGGGUCAAGGAGCAGUUUACAAAUGUGCCUUAUCAAACACGCUUGGAGGUCCUACAAACUUUUACUUUUUCUACAGUUCAAAACAUGUUAAUUGCAUUAAAAGUGUUUGGAUAGAUAAUUUUCCCAACAGGAAGAAUGAGGACGCAUUUGUUGACUCCAGACCUGUAGAUACUGGAGGAGGCGAUACAGUAGAAAAAGUAUGACACGGUUGUACUGACAUAUUUUUGAUAUGAUCACCUAAAACAUCAAAGAAUAGAACCUAACAUGUGUAACAGGUGCUAAUUAUAAUGGUAGAAAACUACAAUUAACAACAAUCUUAUUUCAUGUUUCAUUCAGUAAAACCGAUUUGAUAUGCAAUACACCCUUCGUGAAUUAUAACAUUUUUAAUUGUC